UGGGCAAUUCGGGAGGCGAAAUUCGCGACAGUUGGCCGUCGUCGUGUACGUUGAUAAAUAGUGCUGCGUAGCCUAAACACUCGAUAUCAAUAUUCGUAUUUAAUUGAUUUUAAGAAAUAAAACGAUCCUUUCAUUUUUCGAACGCAUGUAACAGUCGUAGUGAUCAUACAUUGCCUAAUAAUUGCUGCAAUUUCUUCUUUUGUGGCUCCGAUUGUAAGCGAACAGUGCGUGUGAUAACAGAUCGAGACUCAAGUGUAAAAUGUCAAGUGCCAAUAAAAUCACGGCCUAUACGCAAGCCGAUAAAGAAGAUUGUGUUUUUACGUGGAUAAUAAAUGAUUAUACAUUGGUUUGCCAAGAGGCAAAUGAUCAACAAAUAAUAUCGCCUACAUUCAAUGUCGGUCAAGAUGAUCAAAAACAGUUUGCCUUAAUGAUAACUGAAAGUGAUGACGUUGAAACUGAUGACGUUGAAAUUGAUAACGAAGAGGGCAGCGUUGGCAUAAAGUUAGAAUUGGCUUGCAUAAAGGCCACGGAAUCUUUACCUUUAUCUGUGAAGCUGUCAAUUAUUAAGGAUGACAUAACUGCCUAUAUUUCGGUAGCUUCUGAAAUUUUAGACGAGAAUGAGUAUUUGACCAUUUUCGAGAUUACCAAUCGCGAUAUGCACAAGUUCAUUUCGUCCACCGGCACCGUAAUUUUUCGCUGCGAAUUAUCAGUCUCCGUGGGACCACUAAAAAACAUAAUAAACUACGAAUCCGUCAAAACUAAUUGCGAGGUAUUCAAACUGAAAUUCGACCGAUUAUUUCUCAGUGACGAUUUGAGCGACGUGAAGCUGCGAACCGACUGUGGAAAGGAAAUCCCAGCUCAUAAAGUCGUGCUCGCUGUUGCCAGUCCUGUAUUCGAUGCCAUGUUCAGCCACGACAUGUUGGAAAAGAAAAGCAAAUCGGUCGACAUGACGGAUGUCAGUUACGAGACUGCAGUUGAGAUGCUGCGAUACAUCUACACUGGUAGCGUUGAAAAACAAGAAUCAUCUUUGGCAAUGGAUGUUUUGGCAGCCGCUGACAAAUAUCAACUUGAAGAAUUGAAAAGUGAGUGCGAACAAAUGAUAGGCUCCAAUUUAUCGACUGAAAAUGCAGUAGACAUUCUAAGAGUUGCUGAUAAGCAUAAUGCAAAAUAUUUGCGCAAAAAAGCUGCCGAUUUCAUAAAAUUCCAGAUUAUCAGACCUUUGAAUUCCGAUGAUAUAAGUAGCAUAAUUCUCGGAAUGGCGCAAGUUCUGCCGAAAUAAUUCAUAAAGUUGUAUAUUUUUUCAUGUACUAAUUUGACUGAUAUUUUUCUGUUAAUGACUUUAACUUGAAAACGUAAUGUUACUAUUGCAUUUCUAAUCAAAAUAAAAAUUCAAUAUCAUGAAA
Messenger RNA from Trichogramma pretiosum, 1403 nucleotides. Its product is annotated as speckle-type POZ protein-like. Gene Ontology annotation, molecular function: ubiquitin protein ligase binding. The record is from RefSeq and is a predicted model, not a curated record. Lineage: Eukaryota; Metazoa; Arthropoda; Insecta; Hymenoptera; Trichogrammatidae. Gene Ontology annotation, cellular component: nucleus; cytoplasm. The transcript has a single exon. Gene Ontology annotation, biological process: regulation of proteolysis; proteasome-mediated ubiquitin-dependent protein catabolic process. Bases 260 to 1279 code for a protein of 339 amino acids.